Messenger RNA from Trichomycterus rosablanca, 6544 nucleotides. RefSeq names its product protein phosphatase 1, regulatory subunit 26 (gene ppp1r26). Gene Ontology annotation, biological process: negative regulation of phosphatase activity. Lineage: Eukaryota; Metazoa; Chordata; Actinopteri; Siluriformes; Trichomycteridae. The record is from RefSeq and is a predicted model, not a curated record. The transcript has 3 exons. Bases 144 to 3428 code for a protein of 1094 amino acids. Gene Ontology annotation, molecular function: protein phosphatase inhibitor activity.
GUGGAAACCGGAAUAUUUAAGAAAUAAUAUUGCAAGCGGCUGUUUAAUAAAUAAGCACAAAAACCAGCUGUUUUAUCAGUUACAGGAUGUGACCGAUCAGAAAAAGGGUUCCCUAAACCCCUUUCAUUUCCUCUCAGUCUAUAAUGUUUCUGAAGACAGUUCCUCCAGUGGCAGUUCACUCAGAAUGGAGGUCUGCUAAGAGCUUAAGCCUGCCUUUCUGCUUUAAUGACAGUACUUCAGACAGUGAUUUUGCCACCUCCAGUGGUUCUCCCAUUGCUCACAAAGUCCAGAUGAUCAUUGAUGGCCUUCGAAGUACACAGUCCUCAGACAUGAGUGAUAAAGUGCCAGCAGAUGCCAGUGCCCAGUCCGGCUUUGAAAUGCCCAGGCACGGUGGCCGUACACCUCACCUCAUGGAAGCAUUAACAAGGCCCCAUCGAACAGAUAAAGACAGUGCUAAGCUUCAGACAUCUUGCUCAGAUGCCAGUGAAAGCUCUGACAGUGAUGAUUCUGUAGACCGGGGGAUUGAGGAGGCUAUCCAGGAGUACUUAAAAGAGAAAGUGGACCACAAGCAUAAAACGGAUCCAAAAGCAAGUUCUGGACAGAUAACUAAGGUUCGGCGGGGAGGCACCUGUAUGCCAGAUUCUCCUAAACAGCUUUUACAUAUCAACAAGCAGACUUCUAGCAACAGUGAUGUGAAAGGUUCAACAGGAAUUCAGCCUUUGGUGGACUUAAAAAAGAAGUCAAGCAAAGAAAAUCAGUAUAAAAAAACUCAUAGAGCUAAAAUCUUGCCUUCAAAAGCUAUAACUUGUUCUUGGGUACAGAGAGAAUCUACAUCCUUUUUGCCCUGUAAGGACAAAACAACCCCUCACAUUAAGCUAAAAGUGGAACAGGAGGAGUUUGAUUCUAGCAGUGAUGAUGGUAUUGAAGAGGCCAUUCAAAAGUUUCAGCAAAAGGAGAAAGAACGUCACGAGAACUUUUUGCACCAAGAUUCCAGCAGUGAUGAUGGCAUUGAGGAGGCCAUUCAGCACUACCAACAAGAAAAGGAACAUAAACUUCAAACCAAACCAAGUCUUCAGUUGGCUACGCAGCACACCAGCAUUCAGCCACAUAAAAACCUGGUAAAGAAAAAGAGCAGCAACAAUAGGAAGAAAAAUGUGAUAGAACAGAGAGAGGUGAAGUGUGCUUCACCAAGACAUGUAAACCACUCUUUGAACAUGUCAUCCACAGACUGUCUAAAAGCUAGAGAAAAAGUUAAAGAGCCGUUUGUUGAGCAGCAGAUCCACUCCACUCUUAUGGUUACCACCACAGCUGAGCUGAUGUGUGCUGAGGCUAUCUUGGACAUUUCCAAGACUGUCAUGCCUGCAGCAUUUGAACCCACUGGGAACUUAGCUAAAAGCUCUGUAGCAGAGACUUCAUCAUUAUUUUCUGCAAAUCUUUUGCCCCAACCAGAUGAAAAGACUGAUGAGAGCUCUGUGGAUAGUGAGGAUGGAAUCGAGCAAGAGAUCAGAAAAUUUCUGGAGCACAAAGCAAAGCUGCAUGAACAUGGGGUGGUGCCCACCUCUGAUUGCUCCAAAGUACUCUCAGGUGCUAAAGCCUCACAGAACAAGAAUGUGAAGGAUCAAAGCAAAGCACUAAGGCUGUCUCUCUCACGGAAAAGAAAGCACAGAGAGGUAGAUAGCAGGAGUGGUAAAAAAGAAAUUGCUGGUAAUAUGCUUAAAAAGGAAGCUCAUCCAAAGGACAUUACCCAGAUUGAUCUUCCUGUUAUGAAAGCCAGCACCAGUAGUCCAGUCAUGCUGAAGCAUAGCAAGCCCAAACAGAAGUCCACAUGCUCUCUGACAGAAGACUCCACAACCAAGGACAAGGAUUCUAGCUCUGUCUCUAUUGGCACUUUAAAUUCUUCAGGGGCUCUGAUUGGCUUAAAAGAUAGCAGCGAUAAGAGCAGCUCAUUGGAUAGUGACGAAGAUCUCGACGCAGCGAUUAAAGAUUUGCUUAAGACAAAGAAGAAAGUAAAAAAGAAAGUACGAGACUUAAAACUGAAGACACAAAAAUGUCUGAUGGCCACACAGUUGUCGGGUCCUGACAAAAAACAUAAACCUGUCACGACCAAACUCUUAAAAACUCUGAAAUGCAGCAAAUCUGCAGCAAGCAUAUCAGGAGAUGACAAACACAAAGUUCUUAUAUCGCAGGAAAGCAGCAAAAUGCCUAAACAAAGUGUAACAGACCCCGUAAAGGGCCCUGGAGACCAACAUCGAUCUAAGAUGACAGUCUCUCUGUCUUCUAUCCAGCCUUUGCAAGUGAAAGAGGACAGUAGUUCAGUGGAUAGUGAUGACAGCAUUGAGCAAGAGAUUCGUCGGUUCUUAGCUGAAAAAGCAAAAGUGUCACCUAUGCAAUUAUCAAUAGGUUCACAGAAUAAAGAUAAAGAAACAGUAACCACACAUGAAGAAAAUAAUGUUAGAAUAAAGGAGGAAACUUCUGAGACCACACACGGACUCCAACACACUGACCCAAUGCUGGUGCAAGAGCGACCACAACAAAUCACAUCAGUGCCUGCAAACCAGCCGAGAUCAUUUUAUAACAAUAAGGUGAAGACUGAAGGACCAAUAUCAACCAAUUAUUGUGUUACAAAGGAGAAAAGGACAUGUGGACAAGUGGAAAAGGCCUUCAAUGAGCAGAGACGUAACAGUUUAGACAUAGAUAAGGCUUCAGAAUCAGAAAGACAAAGAGACAGAACAAGUUCUGACUCACCAGUUAUUUGUGCUAUGGCCCCUCAGGAGCCUGAAUGCCAAGCACAGCACCAGAACCUCUUUCUGAUGAAGCCUGAGAACUACAAUAUUGACAAAGUUAGGGAAACCACACCACUGGAUUUGCCAAGCAACGUUCAGAACAGAGAUAGAAUUCCUCUUAAAGAGGUUAUAAGUACUGUAUGUCCUUCCCCUCUUGUUGUAAAUAAACCUAUUAGCUUCCCCUUAGAGACACCUAUAGCUGCAAGGGAACAUUGGGCACCCUCAACAGAUUCGUACGACCAGCACAGUUUACACAGUUGUGUACAGAGAGGACAACGGGACCAACCAACUUGCUUGUCCAGACACUCAUCCUCAAAACCCCCACACCAGUCUGUACAACCGCUCUCUAACCCCUCUCACCUCUCAUGUGUUCCCUUGCCCCUUUCUCUGUCCCAGCCACAUUUCGGUGCUAGUGUAAAACGACUGCGGAGAGAUCAGGUUACAGUCUUAGCACAGCCUGCUAUUAAGACCAAUCAUGUGCAGCUCCGAAACGUGCAGGAAGAAACUGAAAGGAUGAGUGAAGGGAAAGAGAAAAAGCAGGAGAAGUGCAUAGAUGAGACAGAUGUAGAGUCAGGUGAAGAAAGGAGACCAGAGCAGCAGAGAACAGAUAAAAAGUCCAGCCAAACCAAAUGGCACAUGAUCUGAACCAAAUAUCUUCUUUCCCGUUCUGUCCAUUCACUGUUGGAUCAAAGUAUGAAUGGUUAAAAUAUAGAGCUAUGCUGUUAAUUGUUUCUUUGCCAGACCUCUGAUUUAUGAUUAAAACCUCUCUCCCCUCCACCCAACAGUCUUAAAUCUUUGCACUACUUUGGUUGUCAUUUCAAUAACUUAAGUUGUCAUGUCAAAAAUGACUCCCUUGAGCAUCUGACUCUUUUGCAGUGGAAAAGUGUGGAACAGUUUCCAGGUUAGGCACAGAGAUCAUUAUGGUAUGUCCUAUAAGGGCAUUCUAACAGGUGUUGAUUACCUUAACCUGCAAAAGGACAGCAUAGGCCCAUGCAUGUAUUUUUACCUGCACAAAUCAUUUAGCAGAUCAGCAGCCCAACUUUCUUGGUUUACUUGAUGAGAUGGGCAAAAUAUGGGAAAAUGUGAAUUAGGAAACUUCUUAUGUGAUGACAAUUAGAAUAAAGAUGCUUACCAACUAUUCAUUUUGUCACACAAUGUUUUUUUAAUAUGUGUGUACAUGAGUUGGCACAAAAUCAUAAGCUAGCCUUUCAGGCAAGUAAAUACUCCAGCAUGCAUGCCCAGUCUUACAGUUAAUAAUAUACUCAAAUGUUGAACACAUGAAGGUAUUGUUGUUAAAGAAUUAUUGCUAACCCACUGCAUUACAUCAGUUAUACAAAAUAAAUUAUAUGCCUUUAAAUUUGUUGCAACUAUUUAAAACAGGCCCAAUCCAGCAUCCACUUUGCAAACAAUGAGGUUUGUAAAAACACAAUUUGGCAAGUUUGGUGUGGAGGAACUCCAGUGCCCUCCACAGAACACUGACAUCAAACCUAUUAAAUGUUUUGAAAAUAAAAAUGUUGAUUGCAAGUCAUCUAAUAUCCUAAUGUCCUUUUAAAUCUGUUUUUUUAAUAACUGGGCACAUAAAUAAAUGUAUAAAUGUAAGACAUUCUCCAAAAUUCUUUCAAGAAGUGUGUGGGCUUUGUUAUAACUGCAAAUUGUCAGCUGUUGGUUUGUGAAUUACUCAUAUUUUAGUUCUGAGCAGUUUCAUAAAUGCAAUUGAACUUUUAAAAAUGAGAUUCGGGCACUAAAUGUCAUCUUAUAAAUACACUGUUUUAUACAUUUCAAAGUUUGUUUACUCACUUGCCAACCUGGUUGUUGGCCAGAAAAGGUAACUUGGCACUUAUAGGUAGUAAAACAAAACACGUGUUAUGUUUGUGGAACAUGUUUGUUUUCAGAAAAGUGGGGACAUUUUAUAAAAUUCAAUAAAAACUAGAAUAUGUGAUUUGUUGUUUCUUUUGAACUUUUAUUUAACUGAACUAAGUACAAAGAAAAUAGCUGCAUUUUUUUCCACUGACCAACUUGAUUAUUUUUUGUUAAUGUAAACAACAGUUAAACAAAUUUGAUGCUGGUGACACACUCCAAAAGGUUGGGAGAGGGGCAUGUUUACCACUGGGAUAGUCUUGCCUAUAAAUCACACUUUAGUAGUAGUAGUAGUAGUGUAGUGUUUAGGAACUGAUGAUACUAAUUGUUACAAUUCUGCAAGUGGAGUUAAUACCUAUUCUUGCUUCAUACAAGACUUCAGCUGCUCAACAUUCCCCGGUUGCUGUUGUUUGCUUCUUUUCAUGAUGCACCAUACAUUUUCAAUGGUCAGCUCUGUCAAGGGGACUAAUGCAAAUACAUACCAUGACCGAUAACAUAACCUUUCACUGAUAACAGCCUGGAUGGGUUUUUUUUGUCUUUGGCACAGAGAACUCGAUGUUUAUUUUUCCUGAAAACAAGCUAAAACACCAACUUAUUUGACUAGUGUUUUUCACUUCAUCUGAGAUAAGCUUCAGUCCAGAACACUUUGCAGUGUUUCUGCAUAAACUGAUGUAUGACUCUCUCUUUGUGUGUGAUGUUGCAUUUUUUUUUAUUCAGCAGUGGACUGUAGUAAGUGACAACAGUUUAGCGAAGUACUUAUGAGCCCAGAUGGCUACUAAAGUAGCAGGACAGUUUCUAAUGCAGUGCCACUUGAGGUCUUGCACAGUGACAGUGUUUUCUGGCCUUGCCCUAUUUUUUUUUAAUUUCCUGAAUUGUUUCAAAAUAUUAUGUAUAACAACAUGAUAACUUUACCUGUUACCGAUUCACUUGUUUAUUGUAGAAUGUUAUGAAAUUGAUUGACUUUUAAUGUCAUUUUACCCCUGUCCUAACAUUUGUUUAGUUUAUAUUUGUAAAUUAAAAGCAAGUUGGUCAUCCAAAACAGUAACAAAAAAUUUUUUUGUUAAAUAAAGGUUCAAGAGAGCAAUCACAAUCACUGUUUUUUGUUUUUAUUAAAUUUUACAAAAUUGGGUUUGUAAUCCAGUCUCUUAGAUUGGUUGACGAUGCAAAUUUCCAGGUACUUUAUUUGUAGACAUGCUCUGAUUUGGUUGCUGCUGGCACAGUUGUUAAAUUAGAGAACUGAAUAUUAACAAUGUGCCAUUUUAAAAAUGAUUCUGUUAAAAAUAAAUGUAUCAUGCAUCACAUAUCUUUAUAUUGGUUGAAAGUGUUUUUAAAUGUUUGACUAAAGCAAAAGCAUCGAGUCCAUGUUUGCUCUGUGUAGCUGUAUUGUUCCAUCUGCAUUUUAUGUUUGUGCUUUUUCUUUUUUAAAGGCUGGGUUUUGCAUACAUUAAUGUAUGAGUUCCUUACAUAGGCUUAAGAAUUGUAAGAAUCCCAAUUGUUUGCUUCAACAUCUAUUUUUCUGCCUUGAUGGCAUAGGUAGUUUUUUUUAAAUAAGUUUAUGUUUUGUGCUUUACAUUAAACAUUUCAAGUACACAUUGUUUCAAUUAUUUGAUUUGUAAACAGCAAACCAUGAUAUUGCUUUAAGUAAUGAAUUUUGCAAAGCUUUGUAUAAAAUGUCAAAGCCAAUAAUUAAAAAGAAGUGAUUCUUUUGCAUUAGGGAUGCACCAAUCUGAUAUGGAGUAGUGCUGUUGCAGCUGAUGUAUUUAAUUGGCAUAGGUAUAGCUUAUAACUGUCAUGCCUUUGAUAUUUUACAUAGACCUUGAAUAUUUAUGAAAUAAUCAUAUCUAAAAGUUAAGAUUAAUGCAUCCCUAUCUGGCAUGUUACUGCAGCAGGAAAUCUGCAUCUUU